AUGGCCGAAAGUAAUGUGAGAGCACCCAAGUAUCACAUAGAAGACGACGAUGAGGGUAAAAUCGUUAUUAAAAUUAUUGCUCCACUUGCUAAACCAAACGAGGCUAAUUUUUUAAUCGAUAAUCAAAAUUUCAUAUUCGUUUCUAACCCUUAUUUUUUAAAAACUAUUUUACCAUGCCCUAUAUAUGACAUUCCUGAGUUUCAAACUUACGAUUUGCAAACUUUUACUCACACUGUUAAAUUUAAGAAAAAAAGCAAUAUCAAAUCGAACACUCCUAAUGAAAAUGAAUUUGAACACCAAACAAAGACUGAAGAAGAUGAUUCUGUUGAAAAAAACGAGUCAUCUUUGCCUUCGCCUAAACAACAUUAUGGUUUUGCUAAUAAGUAUUCGAACAUGUUUGGAAAACUUGCUGAUACAUUUUCAGAAUUUAUUAAUUUACCUGAUCCUGAUAACAGUGAUUUGCAAUCGAGGAAAGAAUUAAAAAUGCAAGAAGAAAGCGAGAAAUGGAAUGAUGAUCAUUAUUUAGCUGACACAAUGGAAACAGAUCAUCUUGAAUUUAUUUUCACAUUUGAACCUUCUUGGUACAAACCAAUGAAAAAGGAGCUAAGCGAUGAUUUGAAAGAAAUAAUAAAUUCAUUCACACCAAAAAAUGAAUUCAAAUUAACUGAAAAUGAUAAAAAAAUAAUAAAUUAUCAAAUUGUCGACAUUUUAUUUGCUUAUGCCUACGAUUAUAGAACUACUGAAGGUGAUAAAUCAGUCGAAUCUGGAUGGACGAUAAAUAAACUUAGCAGUACUUUGUCAUGGCUUGAGGUGUUUGAUUCAUUAAAAAGUGUUCUAGUGGCCAGUUACAGAAGAAGUUUAAUAUAUCCACUUUAUAGAAAUUGGAAUUUGGCUGAACUUAUUCAUGAAGAUGUUGUUAAAAUAUUAGAAAAUGGUUCAAUGGAAGUAACUAAAUGCUUACUCGAAAUAAAAGAAAUAUUCGAUGAAAGUGAAAACAGGUACAUAUUAAAUAACCUGUACAUAAAUGAUUUAUCAUGGUUUUCAUAUUUAAAUGAAAAUGAUUAUUUUAUACAAUUGUCACGAGAAGUUAAAAAGGUAAAAGUAACAAAAUACGAAGUUAAUAGCGAACUACCAAUUUUAGAAAUGGCUGCCAAUUUGACAUUAGAAGAAGAAAAAAAAGAUGGCAUUAAUCCGAAAGAAAUAAAAAAAAUAGUUGAGGAAAUAUCUAAAAUAAAAAUUAAAGAAGGGAAUAAGGGUUCGAAUGAUUGUUGUCAAUCGUCAACGGAAUCGUCAGAGGAUUCCGAUUCCGAAUCCAAUUUCGAAUCAAGCGAUUCUUCAGAUAAAAAAAACUAA
Messenger RNA from Pediculus humanus corporis (human body louse), 1353 nucleotides. RefSeq lists its product as uncharacterized. Gene Ontology annotation, biological process: box H/ACA snoRNP assembly. The record is from RefSeq and is a predicted model, not a curated record. Gene Ontology annotation, cellular component: cytoplasm; nucleoplasm. NCBI's taxonomy places the organism in Eukaryota, Metazoa, Arthropoda, Insecta, Psocodea, Pediculidae. The transcript has 8 exons. The coding region runs from base 1 to 1353 and encodes 450 amino acids.